CAACACCACACACAAAACUCUUGACUACUCCUCUUCACAUCACCAAAUUCAGCUCGACAGCCACGAUGUCCUUUAGCAUCGCCGGCCGUAAUCUCAAGCUCGACAGCGCAGCGGAUAUUCAACCGCAUCUCGAUGAGCUCAAUGCCAUUCCCGAUCUCACGGAGGUCCACUUUGGCGGUAACACCCUAGGCGUACCAGCAUGCGAAGCCUUGGCGGCCGUCCUCGCCACAAAGAAGAAGCUGCGCAUAGCAGACUUUGCGGACAUCUUCACUGGUCGAUUGAUCAGCGAGAUUCCACAAGCGCUCAAGGCUCUCUGCGACUCCUUGGCAGAGAAUGAGGCUCUCGUCGAGCUCGACCUAAGCGACAAUGCCUUCGGCGGACGAUCUGCUGAGCCCAUGGUCCACUUCCUCAAGACAAAUCGCCAUUACUCUGUCCUCAAACUCAACAACAACGGUCUCGGUGUCACUGGUGGAUCCAUCGUCGCAAAGGCCCUCAUCGAAGCAGCAGAAGCCAUCAAGUCCGAAGGCGGCACUAGCCAGCUCCGAACAGUCAUCUGUGGACGCAACCGCCUCGAAAAUGGGUCUGCGCCCCUCUGGGCUGAAGCUUUUGCAAAGCACGGUGGGCUGAGGGAGGUGAGAAUGUUCCAAAAUGGCAUCAGGAUGGAGGGAAUUGAGGCGAUCUCCCGUGGUCUGUCCCAGUGCAAGGGCCUAGAGGUACUCGACUUGCAGGACAACACGGCCACCCUGAGGGGAUCGAGGGCCAUUGCGGCUGCGUUGCCCAACUGGCCGGAGCUCAAAGUGCUCAACCUGAGCGACAUGCUGCUCAAGCCCAAGGGAGGGAUGUUGGUUGCUGAGGCGCUGGCGAAGGGAGGAAACACAAAGUUGGAGACGCUCCAGCUGCAGUAUGAUGAUAUUGACCGUAAAGGGUUGGCGGCGCUGGGUGGCGCCAUCAAGCGUCAUCUCAGUGCAUUGACGAAGCUGGAGAUCAACGGAAACUGGGCGGAUGAGGAUGACGAGUGCAUCACGAGCAUCAAGGAGGCGCUCGAAGCGCAUGGACAUGAGGAUGCUCUGGAUGAAUUGGACGAGCUGGACCCGGAGGGAGAAGAGUCCGAGGCUGAGGAGGACGACGAAGAUGAUGAGGAAGACAAGGAAGAUGAAGAAGAGGAGAAGGCAGAAGCGACCAAGCCAGAGGACACCAAAGCGCAAGCUACCGCGCCCACCGCUCCAUCCUCGACAGAAGCAGCGCCCAUCGUCGCCUCAACCGCAGGAGCAGCUGCCCUUGCUACCGGCGCUGCUGCUGCCGCCGCCGCCGCCAACACCAGCUCGACGGAGCAGAAAGACUCGGCUCCUUCCAAGCCCGUCGAAGCCAUCAAGGAGGAGGAGAAGGCCGACCCCGCCCCCGUCCACGCCACGACGGACACUGCUCCCCCUUCAACCUCACUCCCGGCAAGCGCAUCGGAAAUGCAAGUCGACUCGCAAACACAGAGCGCUCGUGCUGCCGCCCAUGCCGAGUCUUCGGCCUCGGGCCCUUCAGCAGAUCAGCAACUCGUCGAGUUGAUGGGCAAUGUGGGCUUUGGACAGGGAGAGAAGAAGAAGGAGGAGGAGGCAGCUCCUGUCGCAGCUGCUGCUGCCGGCGUGGCUGCCGCUGCCUCGGCCGCCGCCGCUACCACCGCGGCUGCCCUCUCGGCGUCAGCCAAGGAGGGGGAGAAGAAGGCUACCCCCGUCUCCGAGGCCAAGCCAGAGCAUUCAGCUGCUCCCGCCUCAAGCGCAGAGCCAGCCGCUCCCACGGCUCACGCCCCUCUGAGCGGAGAGGCGGCCCCUCAAGCCCCAGCCCCUGGGCCGGCUGAGGUGGCUGCACCCGCUGAGGCGCCCACCCAAGCUGUUGGGCCCAGUGGCGAGGGGGGGAAAAAGGAGACUCUCCCUGUCGUUGAGACGGAGGAGGAGAAGAAGCCUGCAAAGAAGGACCCCAUCACUGUCGCUGCUCCCGCUGCUACUCAAGAAGAAAUCAAGGCCCCAGCAGCACAGCCUCAGGCCCCAACUGAGCCGCAGAACCAAGCUGCGGCUGCGGCCCCUGCAAUCGCUUCCGCAGCACCAGCUUCGGCACAAGUCACGCCCAGUAAGCACGCCCAACAGGGUAGCCUAGACCUCAACGACGAGCUUUACGCCGCUCCGGCGGCAGCUUCCUCGUCCGCUGCGCCAGCGCCAGCGCCAGCACAGGCACAGGCACGAACACAAGCAGCACAAGAGACAACGGUGCAGGAGCAACAGCAGCAGAAGAAGAAACGCGGUGGACUCAAGGCCGCUUUUGGUGCGGUAAAGGAGUUGCUGUUCAAGUGAGCGAGCGAGCGUUGAACGAGAGGGUAAGGCGAGGAUGAGCAUCAGCAUACGGGUCGGCGGUCAAUUGCAUUCGUACACUAGAC
Molecule: messenger RNA, 2419 nt
Organism: Jaminaea rosea
Lineage: Eukaryota; Fungi; Basidiomycota; Exobasidiomycetes; Microstromatales
Product: RNI-like protein
Exons: 1
Coding region: 66-2336 (756 amino acids)
Biological process (GO): activation of GTPase activity; nucleocytoplasmic transport
Cellular component (GO): cytosol; nucleus; perinuclear region of cytoplasm
Molecular function (GO): small GTPase binding; GTPase activator activity
Source: RefSeq, a predicted model, not a curated record